CUUCCUCUCCUCCGCGCCACCCUCUGCUGCUCCGCCCUCCCCAGCCUGGUGCGGGGGAUGUUUUCCACUGGCCGGCGGCGUGCAAGUUCCAUCCGGCAGUUUCCUCCUCUUCCCUGGAGUUAAACUUCCCUGAGGACGCCACCGGCCCUGCUCCUGUGCAGGAGAAAAGCAGGAGGGAGCCCUUGGAGGGCACAGUCACCGGAGAGGGGCCCGUCGGGUGGAACAGCUGCCCCACCCCAGCUCGGAUGUCUGAGAGCCACUGGGAGAGACAGCCCUGCCCGAGGAGGCCAAAGCCACUGGUGCCCGCGCCGGCCCCCGAUGCAAACAUUUCUCAGUAAUCUCCCGUUCCGCAGGGAGCACCAGGCCAGCCACUCCAGGUGAUACAAUGACCAGACCUCGCCCUGCCCUCUGGUGCCUGCCUGCCUGCACUCCUCCCUAGCCUCGCCAGGCACCAUCCAUCAGCAGCCUGUCCCCACCCCUGCAGUCAGUCGCCCAGCUGACCCCUCAGCAUGGCAGCCCUGAUCGCCGAGAACUUCCGCUUUCUAUCGCUCUUCUUCAAAAGCAAGGACGUCAUGAUUUUCAAUGGGCUGGUGGCACUGGGCACAGUGGGCAGCCAGGAGCUGUUCUCUGUGGUGGCUUUCCACUGCCCUUGCUCACCAGCCAGGAACUACCUGUACGGGUUGACGGCCAUUGGCGUGCCUGCCCUCGCACUCUUCCUCAUCGGCGUCAUCCUCAACAACCACACCUGGAACCUAGUCACCGAGUGCCAGUACCGGAGAACCAAGAACUGCUCGGCCGCCGCCAACUUCCUCCUUCUAAGUUCCAUCCUGGGCCGCGCGGCCGUGGCCCCAGUCACCUGGUCUGUCAUCUCCCUGCUGCGCGGCGAGGCCUACGUCUGUGCUCUCAGUGAGUUUGUGGACCCCUCCUCACUCACGGCUGGAGAAGGCUUCCCACCAGCCCACGCCACAGAAAUCCUGGCCAGGUUCCCUUGCGGGGAGGGCCCCGCCAACCUGUCGGGCUUCCGGGAGGAGGUCACUCGCAGGCUCAAGUAUGAGUCCCAGCUCUUUGGGUGGCUGCUCAUCGGCGUGGUGGCCAUCCUGGUGUUCCUGACCAAGUGCCUCAAGCAUUACUGCUCGCCGCUCAGCUACCGCCAGGAGGCCUACUGGGAGCAGUACCGCAACAAUGAGGACCAGCUCUUCCAGCGCACCGCCGAGGUGCACGCACGGGUGCUGGCCGCCAACAACGUGCGCCGCUUCUUCGGCUUCGUGGCGCUCAGCAAGGAGGAUGAGGAGCUGACGGCCAAGUUCCCCGUGGAAGGCACGCAGCCGCGGCCGCAGUGGAACGCCAUCACGGGCGUCUAUCUGUACCGCGAGAAGCAGGGCCUGCCGCUCUACAGCCGCCUGCACAAGUGGGCCCAGGGUCUGCCGGGCAACGGCACAGCCCCGGACAACAUGGAGAUGGCCCUGCUCGUCUCCUAAGAGCCCAGUUCCCAGCCUCUGCAAGUGACAGUCCUCAGUCCAACCCUGCACCCCACCGCCUGCUCACAGCAGCAACAGAACAUUUUUUUUUAAACUACAACUUUUGGGGAAAACAGGCCAAGAGAAAGAAACAAAGUGAUCUGGGGACAGAGGACAGCACUUGUACACAGUGUGGUCCGCACCGACAGGAAGGCCCUCAGACCCGAAGGAAUCCCCUCUCCUACUGCCACCAGCCGCCUGGCCAACAGCUUUGGAGGAAAGACCCUUUCUCUGAACUGUGGUGUGGAUGCCCUUUUCCUGGCGGGACUCCAAGGCUGAGAAGCCCUGGCCAGCAGGGCCAGGUGACAAUGAGUCACCAGUAGGCUCACUGUGGAGGAUGUCAUGCAGCUGACUUGUGUCUAACCUCACAGGACACCCAGCUCAGUGGUGCUCAGCUGGGAGGCUGCCCUGAAUUCAGCAUACGCUACUGGCUUUGUUUUA
Molecule: messenger RNA, 1958 nt
Organism: Phyllostomus discolor (pale spear-nosed bat)
Lineage: Eukaryota; Metazoa; Chordata; Mammalia; Chiroptera; Phyllostomidae
Gene: CALHM2
Product: calcium homeostasis modulator family member 2
Exons: 3
Coding region: 510-1478 (322 amino acids)
Molecular function (GO): monoatomic cation channel activity
Source: RefSeq, a predicted model, not a curated record